AUGGAUGAAACACGAGGGCAUGGAAGGGGUUCUUACAUUUGGGGCAGGAAUUAUGGACAGGUACACAAUAUACGUAUUGAGAGAUUAUGGGUUGACUUCACACAGGGCAUUGGUUCCAAGUGGAAGAGUUUUUUUCAAGACCUCGAGGCCACCAGCGGCCUAGACGCCAAUAACAUUCACCAUAUCUGGUUGCUCCAUUUCCUGUUUCUUGAGACAUUGUGCAAAGAGGUUCAUGGCUGGGCCGAGGCAUGGAAUAAUCACCGAAUGAGCAUCCCUGAGCAUGGCAUGGCCAGUCCUCACGAAAUGUGCUUCUUUAGCAUGCUACAGCAUGGUGUGCAGGGAUUUCAAGAUACUGCUACAUUUCAACCGCCAGAGGAGAUUCUCCAAGAUGACAAGGCCAUUGCAGAGUAUGGCAUUGAUUGGAAUGAUGUCGAAAAUCAUCAUAUUCGUGCACAUCACCAUACAGCAAACCAACUCAUACAUGAUCCUCUUGGCAACAAUCCAUUUGUCGCGUAUACACCAGAGACUCUCAACAAUGUUCAAGUUGACGAGCCAAACUGCCCACUUACACAGGAACAGCUCCUGUAUCUUCAGGAGGUUGCAGCUCAGUUUGUAGAUGAUGGAACAGAUAUUGCGAGGUGGAAUAUCUGGGAGAAUGCAUUAGCAUUAUGUAUUCAACACUAA
Suillus subalutaceus is the source of this 684-nucleotide messenger RNA. RefSeq lists its product as uncharacterized. The record is from RefSeq and is a predicted model, not a curated record. NCBI's taxonomy places the organism in Eukaryota, Fungi, Basidiomycota, Agaricomycetes, Boletales, Suillaceae. The transcript has 2 exons. The coding region runs from base 1 to 684 and encodes 227 amino acids.